Molecule: messenger RNA, 3690 nt
Organism: Odontomachus brunneus
Lineage: Eukaryota; Metazoa; Arthropoda; Insecta; Hymenoptera; Formicidae
Exons: 11
Coding region: 1570-2973 (467 amino acids)
Source: RefSeq, a predicted model, not a curated record
CCUGGUGGCACACGCCGGCGAAUCGCCGACACGAGCGGGUGCUCUCGCUCUCGUUCGCGCGCUCACACGCUCUCUCACGCGCGAUUCAUGGAUUUAGCAUCUAUUCGCGUCGCUCUGACGGAUGCUGGAAGGAAACCGCGGACCAACGUGUGCCAUCCAGUGCGGCGGUGUUAGAGUAGCGUUAGAAUGUUACCGCGGUUUUCGAUUCUACCUGUGAUCGGUGUGAUGGCCGAGUAUUGGACAACAGUUGUUCUUGAGGGAAGUGUGCCAACCUAAUGUGAUGUUUGAACGGUGUUAGGAUAUCUUUGUCACUUUCAUAUAGGACAGAUUGUUGCUCGCGCGAGCAAGGAGAUUUUUCAACGACGCAGCAAAUUCAUCCAGGCCUGACAAUAUUAGAUUUCCUUAAUCAUGUCUCAAGGGUCUUCGCACACGGAGUGGUUGAGCAGGAAAUCAAGCACGAUUGUAAAAUAAGUAGUGUCACGCUUUCAAAAAUCUCACAAAAUCGAGGAAGAGGACAUCAUAUUUUUGAUAUUCAAAUUUUCAUCAUUUUGUAAAAGAGAAAGGUAAGAAAUUCGUCAAUGCUGAGUCAAAGAUAGCUUUGUGAAGAAACAUUUUGCGUCGAGUUGCGUUCUCGAGUGACUGAACCGAAGUGAAGAGUGCGACGAACUGAUCAAAACGCACCUUUCAUCGAAGCACCGAUCGAGAGAAAUUGUACUCGCGAGUACACCUCCAUAGCUAAUGUCCAACAAUGCUGAGCCUGAAAUACUCUAAUCCGACGUGAUGACAUCGAUAAUUCUUACUGAUCUGGAUUACUCGGCCGACAUAUCCAAUGUGUACUUGUCGGAAUUACUCAAUCAACCAGCGCCAUUAAACGAGACCUAUUGGCCAACGUCUAAUUUCUAUUAGCGAGAAUCGAUUGGGCGGCGAAAUAGCUGGUUUACCUACUAAUUGAGCGCGACUGUGGGUGCGCAAUUAUUAAUCAUCGAUCGACUGGCAUCGAUCGAGAGCGGCGGGGCUCUCCGUCGCGAAUCGGGGACGCGUUUCGUCAUCUGCGAAACGCGACUGAAUGCGAAAGCGUUUACCCGUAGUACUAUUCUAAUCCUCGCGUCCUUGAGGCCGUCACGGGGAGCCGAAGUUUGUUGGCAUAUCGUGGCUCUUGUCUCGGUGCCCGGCUGCCUGGAACUUGGCCGUGGCCGAUUGAACGCGACGGGGGUACUCGCUGCUGCCGCUUCUACCAACAAACGCGCCGUCGUGAACGAGAGAUGCCGCGGCCGAAAAUAAAGGGGCGACGAAGGGAUCGGAUCGAGGAACGUAAUCCACGACGCAGUCGGUGGACGCACGACGCGCCGAGCGCUGAUUUCCGCUGAUCCUCGAGAACGUCUCCGAGGGAUCGACGGUACUAAGGGCGAUCUAUCGUCGAAGGGGCCAAACCGACUCACUCUCUAGGAAGGAUAAGCAAACGGUCAUCGACCUUCGACCACGGGCUUAUAACUCGAGUGGUCGUGGGAGAACUUAAAGAAGUGAAAGCGAGGCUCGUGCGAACACCACAGAUCACUGUGAUGAUCAACCAUGGCCAAGCCAGAAACGACGACUCUGACGAGUCUCCUGGUGUUGCUGCUCAUGACUAUUGCAGCCUGUUCCUCGCCCAGGAUCAUCGCUACCACCCAGACACCCUUCGGCAGAAUCCUGAAGCCCGUGAAGCUUCACGGAGGGUACAUGGAAGUGGUUCAGGAGCAGAGAUGCUCUCAUGGUCUUUUUCGACUGACGUGCAGGUCGCUCAAAGCAUUCAUCUUCAUCCUGAAAGCGGAAUAUCAUGCGAAUCGUACGGAACUCUGUGCGAAAGACUCGAAACAGUACGAGAAUAUCAGGAUGUUGAAGAAAGAUAGCAUGCAACGGUGGUUAAACAUGAGGCAUCUCAAAGGGAACUACGUUCUUGACGAGGAGAACGGAGGAAUGGAUAUCGUCGAUAUCAGAUUGUCAUUGAAUAGGAGGUGCUCGGGUCAAAAACACUGUCGUUACAACAUAACUAUCGAUCAUCCGGGCGCACAUUCCUGGAUCCCAGGUGGAAUCCUGUUAAAAUACGCCUGUAUACCCGAAGCCGCGGUUAGGCGAUACUGCAACCAGGAGGUGAAGGUGAUCGCCGGGGAGGGAGGUUACAUCAACACUCCGGGCUACCCGUUAUACUACCUCGGAAAUAUCACGUGUGGGUGGACCUUCACGACGCUUCCGGGACAGAGAAUAGUUCUGACCUUUCACGACUUAAAUAUCCUCGGUCCGCGGGCGGACGGAAGCUGUGUGGACGUCGUGAGAGCGCGGGACGAAGGCAGCACUCUCUUGGAGUUCUGCGGCACCGCGGCCGGAGUUCGGGUCAUCUCGAACACGAAUCUGUUGACGCUCGACUUCGUCGCUUCCAAGAGACUUCACAACGCCCGGGGCUUCCUGCUGCACUAUCAAGUGCUAGGCUGUCCGGAGAUCUCGGCGCCGAACGGAAGUUACGUGUCGAACGGUACAUUGACUUCGCGGACAUUCCUAUGCAAGUCGGGCAGCGUGUUUCCCGACAGCAAGGACAGAAAAAGGACGCUCGAGUGCAGGAAUGGCAAGUGGAACGAGACCGCUAGCAGCCUACCUGAUUGCGUAGCCACGUCAGCGGUGAUCUUAAAAACGGAGGACGAACACCAUCAUCUGGCGAGUCUAUCUGGGGACAAUAUCCUUGGAACGGGGGUGAGGAUAGGACGUGGCGAGGACGCAGUCGCGAGUGGUAGCGACGUUAUGGAUUCGGCGCAAUCGGCCAUGAUGAAGCAAGCGGACUACGUCGUAGACGUUGUGCUACCAACGGUCCUAAUUGCUUUGCUGUUCGUCGGCAAUGCGAUCAUCGUUUAUAUCAUCUUCCAGUACAGAAAGAGAAAACUCCCGGCUGUGACGCAGGCAGAAGAGAUGGCUCUCCGGGGCCCAGCCGACGUGCCACAAGUGUGAUUUCAGGAGCCCGGACUAAUCGCACACGUGGACACUGGUUAACUACGAGAAACGCUCGAUGUCCACGUGAUAGUCGGAGGUCGUCGCGGAUGUGUCGAACCCGGAAGGCGAAUCUCUGAAAAUCUCGCGACGACUCCGCGCAAUUAGUCGAGGCCGCAACGAAGGAAGAAACUCGGAGAGACUCGACGUGUUCUUAGCCGCGCAUUUAGCGCGAAACGUGGCUGCCGAUUUCGUGAUCACUUUCGCGCAUUCGCGUACUGUCAAUUCGGUUAGGACUAAAAUUCCGACUAGAGCAACGAAAGACACGACGAGUGAUGCGAGAAUAAGGCCCGCGCUUCGCGCUUUUCUCGCGCGCUUCGCACUCCAAAUAUAUCCGGCUGAUUGUCGUUUUACAUUCGAUAUACUUUUAAGCUAUGUUCUCGCAGUUUUCUCGGACAAACGUUGUUCAGCGAGACAGACGGCCGCUUUUGGGGGCGAAAUGCGUUGCCAAAACAGGACGCACACAUACGUGCGUCCAAGGCCCAAUGGGCACGAACGGACUUAUGCUCGGUUCGAUACUGUGUAACUCGCGAGCCUAUUACAUCAUGACGUUACACGACACACACACAUACAUAUACACACUUUUACGUUACUGUAUUAUAUUAUAAGCAGAUAAUAUAUUCUAUACUUCGUCCAAAUUUACGAUUAAGUUGAAAAUAAAUGAACGUUUUCUUAGUA